AUGGAGCACGUCGCUCCCCCUUCUGGCUCCGUGGUGGCUGUCAUUCCGCGAUCAGGCUCUGGCUCGGAUUUCGCGCAUCCCCACAGCUAUAUGGAGAUCGCUCCACCUCAUUGCCUGAGGGAGGAUGUUGCAUCACACAUGGAUGUGAUGGUGAAGUCGGGUUCAGCUUUCCUGAACCCGGAUGGGGAUUCUGGGCCUGAGACAGAUGGCGAGCCACAGCUCACCUUCUACACCGACCCCAACCGCAGCCGUCGCCGCAGCCGAGGUAUGAGAAACGGUAACGCCAACCCAGCGUGGGGCUCUGGGGGUAAGGACGACAUCAACACCCAUGUAUUCGUUCUUACUGUACAGGAUGUGGUUCUUUCCGCAGGUUCCAGGUUUGUCCUGUUACAGGGUAGUCAGCUGGAUGCCUCUGACUGGCUCAACCCUGCUCAGGUGCUGCUCUACUAUCAGCAGAAUGCCAGCGGGCCAUGGCUUAGUGAGCUGUGUGGUCGUCGCCUCGUCGACCCUUGCGAACACCAGUGUGAUCCUGAGACAGGUGACUGCCAAUGUUUUGAUGGGUAUAUGAAAGACCCUGUUCACAAGCAUCUCUGCAUUCGUAAUGAAUGGGGACCAAAUCAGGGUCCUUGGCCAUACACCAUUUUCCAGCGUGGUUUUGACUUGGUGAUGGGGGAGCAGCCAUCUGAUCGCAUCUUCAGGUUCACAUACACUCUGGGAGAAGGAAUGUGGCUGCCGCUGAGCAAAAGCUUUGUCAUUCCACCGGCUGAGCUGGCCAUCAACCCCUCUGCCAAGUGUAAGACAGAUAUGACUGUCAUGGAAGACGCCGUAGAUGUUAGGGAGGAGCUGAUGAUCUCCUCGUCCUUCGACAGUCUGGAAGUUCUGCUGGACUCCUUUGGCCCGGUGCGAGACUGCUCAAAAGACAACGGCGGCUGCAGCCGAAACUUCCGUUGCAUAUCUGACCGAAAGUUGGACUCCACCGGUUGUGUGUGCCCUCCUGGUCUGAGCCCGAUGAAGGAUGGCACCGGUUGCUAUGACCACCACAUUGGCAUAGACUGCUCUGAUGGAUUUAACGGUGGCUGUGAGCAACUGUGUCUUCAGCAACUAGCUCCACUUGAGGAAGACCCUACCCUUUACAAUAUCCAGAUGUUCUGCGGCUGCAUUGAGGAUUAUAAGCGCGGGGCGGAUGGCCGCACAUGUCUGCCUCUGUCUGAAUCCUGCACUGAGGGAGUGGACUGUGGCGAGACAGCCGGCACCCCAGCCAAUCAAACCACGUUUGGAGAUGUCUUCUAUGGCUAUGACAACCGCACCAAGGAGAUUACCACAGGCCAGAUCCUUAAGGCUACCUUCAGGCAGAAGAACUUUGCCCGUGGCAUAGAACAGCAGCUUCCAGACGGCAUGGUGGUGGCAUCGGUACCAAAUGAGGCACAGUGCCGUGAGGAGCUCUCUGAUCCAGUUCCUGAUCCCGAGUAUCUCACUGGGAUGGUGAACUACAGCGAAGUGUCUGGAUAUCCACUAGUGCAACACUGGAAGCUUCGUUCCAUUUUGUAUCAUGUCAGGCUUAACCAGUGGACUCUCUCUCAAGCCUUCAGUUCAGCCAUUCAUUCUUUGGAUGGUGCCACACUGCGCAGUGACUUCGUGUCCAUUCUGAAGGAGUUUGGGAAUCAUUUUGUCCAGGAGGCGGUGUACGGCUUCGAGGAGUCCUGCACCAUCUGGUACCCCAAUAAGCAGGUGCAGCGCCAGCUGUGGCUCGAGUAUCAGGACAUAAGCAAAGGUAACUCUCCAUCUGAUGAGUCAGAAGAGCGGGAUAAAGAGGCACGUGCUCUCACCUAUCCAGCCUAUAUAUCCAGCCUGCUGGACUCGGGGGCCAAGCGUUUGACAGCAGGUGUGCGCAUGGACUGCAGCAGCCAGGGCCAGUGCCCACCCUCAUGCCACCUGUGCCACAUGAGCCCUGGGACCCAGCGGCCCACAGAGCCUGUGCUACUCCAAGUCACCAAGGCAGCACCAAUAUAUGAGCUUGUCAACAACAAUGAAACCUACCAGGUGCGUGUGUUAGAUUCGCACAAUAUUAAUUACAUUAGUUUAUUAGUCAUAAAUUAG
Molecule: messenger RNA, 2097 nt
Organism: Ictalurus furcatus (blue catfish)
Lineage: Eukaryota; Metazoa; Chordata; Actinopteri; Siluriformes; Ictaluridae
Product: astrotactin-1-like
Exons: 13
Coding region: 1-2097 (698 amino acids)
Biological process (GO): neuron migration; neuron cell-cell adhesion
Source: RefSeq, a predicted model, not a curated record